This is a messenger RNA of Musca vetustissima, 2619 nucleotides long. RefSeq lists its product as uncharacterized. NCBI's taxonomy places the organism in Eukaryota, Metazoa, Arthropoda, Insecta, Diptera, Muscidae. The coding region runs from base 56 to 2497 and encodes 813 amino acids. Gene Ontology annotation, cellular component: cytosol; alpha,alpha-trehalose-phosphate synthase complex (UDP-forming). The record is from RefSeq and is a predicted model, not a curated record. The transcript has 5 exons. Gene Ontology annotation, molecular function: catalytic activity. Gene Ontology annotation, biological process: trehalose biosynthetic process.
AACUGAAUAAAAUACUGUCGUAAAACACAACACCAGAAUAGUGAAAGCAAUAAAAAUGGUUGAAACGGAAAUAAUUGUUACCAACUCGGCCGAGCCCACCACAAAAGCCAGUUUAAUUGUUGUCUCAAAUCGUUUGCCUUUUGUGUUGGUAAGAAAUCCCACAACCGGAAAAUUGGAACGCAAAGCAAGUGCUGGUGGUUUGGUUACGGCUGUAUGUCCCGUUGUCAUUCGUGGUCAUGGUUUAUGGGUUGGUUGGUCCGGCAUUCAUUUACAGGAUCCUAAUGAACCAAUUCCGGAAUCUAAUCCAACGGAUCAAACACCAACAGCCGGUCUGAAAUCGGAACAGGUCGUUUCGGUCAAUAUAAAUCCAAAAAUCUUCGACAGUUACUAUAAUGGUUGUUGCAACAAAAUAUUCUGGCCCCUAUUUCACUCCAUGCCCGGCAGAGCUACCUUCGGUGCGGACCACUGGAAUGAUUACAUUACAGUGAAUAAACAUUUCGCUGCUCGCACCAUAGAAGCAUUAGAAAAAUGCCUUGCCAAGAACAGUGGUCAGGACAAAAAUCCUCCUAUCGUUUGGAUUCAUGACUAUCAUCUAAUGUUGGCUGCUAAUUGGGUACGCGAACAGGCGGAGGAAAAGAAAUUACCCUGUCGUUUGGCAUUCUUCCUGCACAUUCCAUUCCCACCAUGGGAUAUUUUCCGUUUGUUCCCAUGGUCCGAUGAAAUUCUACAGGGCAUGCUGGGCUGUGAUUUGGUUGGUUUUCACAUACAGGAUUACUGCUUGAAUUUUGUGGAUUGUUGUCAGCGUAACUUGGGUUGUCGUGUGGAUCGUAACAAUUUGUUGGUCGAACAUGGUGGACGCACAGUUCGUGUACGUCCUCUGCCCAUCGGCAUACCCUAUGAACGUUUUGUCAAUUUGGCUCAGGAGGCACCCAGUGUUUUGAAGGGCACUGAACAGCAACAGACAAUAUUGGGUGUGGAUCGUUUGGACUAUACCAAAGGUUUGGUGCAUCGUUUAAUGGCAUUUGAGGUUCUAUUGGAAAAGUAUCCGCAACACAAAGAAAAAGUGUCCCUACUACAAAUUUCUGUACCCUCACGUACGGAUGUCAAAGAAUACCGGGAACUAAAGGAAGAAGUGGACCAAUUGGUGGGUCGCAUUAAUGGUCGUUUUACAACGGCCAACUGGGCUCCCAUACGCUACAUUUAUGAUUAUGUAGCUCAGGAUGAAUUGGCUGCAUUGUAUCGCGACGCAGCAGUUUGCUUAGUAACUCCCCUCAGAGAUGGUAUGAAUUUAGUAGCCAAGGAAUUUGUGGCCUGUCAAAUUAAUCCUGUACCAGGCGUCCUGAUCAUUUCACCAUUUGCUGGUGCUGGAGAAAUGAUGCACGAAGCUUUACUCAGUAAUCCGUAUGAAGUUCAUCAAGCCGCUGAAGUUAUACACAGAGCCCUAACAAUGCCUGAGGACGAGAGAACUCUCCGCAUGAGUCGUUUGAGAAGACGAGAAUCAGAGUGCGAUGUCAAUCAUUGGAUGCGUUGCUUCCUAAAGGCUAUGGGUACAUUGGAAAUGGAUGAUGUGGGUACCACAACAAUGCAGCCAGUAACGGUCGAUGACUUUGAUGAUUAUUUGCUGAAGUAUAUUGGUUAUAAUCACAAAUUGGCCUUAUUGUUGGAUUAUGAUGGUACAUUGGCGCCAAUAGCCCCCCAUCCAGAUUUGGCAACUUUAUCGCCCGAAAUGAAAAAUCUUCUAUUUAAACUCUCCAAUCACUCGGAUGUUUAUGUGGCAAUCAUUUCUGGUCGUAAUGUGGAUAAUGUCAAGAAAAUGGUUGGCAUUGAGGGCAUUACAUAUGCUGGUAAUCAUGGUCUGGAAAUUUUACAUCCAGAUGGCAGUAAAUUUGUGCAUCCAAUGCCCAUCGAAUUUGAAAAUAAAGUCAGUCAACUACUCAAAGCUUUACAAGAUACCGUUUGUCGUGAUGGUGCCUGGGUUGAAAACAAAGGUGCUCUAUUGACUUUCCAUUAUCGUGAAACACCCAAUCAACUUAGACCAGCCAUGAUUGAAAAGGCUCGUAGCCUGAUGAUCAAGUAUGGAUUUAGAGCAACAGAGGCCCACUGUGCCUUGGAAGCUCGUCCACCUGUUCAAUGGAAUAAAGGUCGUGCAUCCAUAUAUAUUUUGCGUACCUCGUUUGGUGUAGACUGGAGCGAACGAAUUAAAAUUAUUUAUGUUGGCGAUGAUUUGACCGAUGAAGAUGCAAUGGUUGCCCUUAAGGGUAUGGCUCGUACUUUCCGUGUAACGUCUUCGGAUAUUGUUAAAACGGCUGCCGAUCAUCGUUUGCCGUCAACGGACUCUGUUUACACUAUGUUGAAAUGGGUUGAGCGUCACUUUAUGGGACGUAAGGCGCGAGCAAAUUCACUGACUUAUCGUAAUCCCAGAGGGGAUGGUGUACGAACACAAAUGUCUCUGGAAAUAGCCUCAAAUUCGAAUAGUCUGGAUGUUGAACAUGUUUAAAUGCAUUCCAAUGAAUUUAUAAGUAUUCAUUCCAAAAUAUGGAGAAUGAUAAUCCCUAGAUGUGUACCUUAAUCAGUUUGUUAAUAACGCUUAUCAAUAAAUAUUUGUUUAUAUUAAUUACA